Messenger RNA from Cololabis saira (Pacific saury), 2420 nucleotides. It is a transcript of the gene grk5, whose product is annotated as G protein-coupled receptor kinase 5. Gene Ontology annotation, biological process: protein phosphorylation; regulation of signal transduction; signal transduction. Gene Ontology annotation, cellular component: cytoplasm. The record is from RefSeq and is a predicted model, not a curated record. Lineage: Eukaryota; Metazoa; Chordata; Actinopteri; Beloniformes; Belonidae. Gene Ontology annotation, molecular function: G protein-coupled receptor kinase activity; ATP binding. The transcript is spliced from 16 exons. The coding region runs from base 140 to 1894 and encodes 584 amino acids.
AGGCCGUACGCCUCGUCGCAAUUGGAACUCCAGCCGAUGUGAGUGCAGAAGCUGCAGGAAGGGUGAAGUCUCCAUCAGGACAGUUCAGGACGCCUUCAGACCAACAACACCCACUUCUGCAGCCAGGAGAUCCCCCCACAUGGACAUAGACAGCAUAGUGCAGAACAGUGCUCUUGUCAGAGCCAGAGAAGGUGGAGGGAGCAAAGGGCGCAGCUGGAAAUGGAGGGAGAUGCUUCGCUUUCCUCAUAUCAGCCAGUGCAUGGAGCUCGCCGGCAUGAUAGAACGAGACUACCACAGUCUGUGUGUGAAUCAGCCGAUUGGACGGAAGCUCUUCCAGAUCUUCUGCCGGAGUCAACACGACCUGCAGACCUUCAUGUCGCUCCUGGACGCUUUGGGUUCCUUCGAGACAAAAUCAGACGAAGAGAGGAGAGACUUUGGCCUCAGCAUCAUCCAGAGGUUCCUGGUGCAGCAGUCUAACCAGUGCAUUUCCCUGUUAUCAAAACAUGAAAAAAGCUGCAUGCGGAGCCUGGCCAUCAAUCCUCGUGGGAACGUCUUUCGCAAUUGCAUUAAGGAGCUCCACAACCACCUCAGUGGCGAACCUUUCCUCCAGUACCAGGACAGCAUGUUCUUCCAACGUUUUCUGCAGUGGAAGGCGCUGGAGAGGCAGCCCGUCACCAAGCACAACUUCAGGCAGUACCGGCUGCUGGGGAAAGGUGGCUUUGGAGAGGUGUGGGCGUGCCAGGUGAGAGCCACAGGAAUGAUGUACGCCUGCAAAAAGCUAGAGAAAACACACGUGAAGAAGAGGCAUGGAGAGGCCAUGGCUCUGAAUGAGAAGGAGCUGCUGGAGGAGCUGGACAGCCGAUUUGUGGUGAGUCUGGCGUACGCGUACGAAACCAAGCACGCCCUCUGCAUGGUUCUGACCAUGAUGAGUGGCGGCGACCUCCGGUUCCACAUCUAUAACAUGGGAGCACCCGGUUUGGACCGGGGCCGCGCGUGUUUCUACGCCGCAGAGGUUUGCUGCGGUUUAAUCCACCUCCACCAGAAGUCCAUCGUGUACAGGGACCUGAAGCCAGAAAACAUCCUUCUAGACGACAAUGGACACAUCCGCAUCUCUGACCUGGGCCUGGCCGUGAAACUGGAUGAUGGGGGUCUGGUGCGAGGACGGGUGGGCACGCUAGGCUACAUGGCCCCUGAGGUGAUCAGCAACGAGCGAUACGGCAAGAGCACAGACUGGUGGGGCCUCGGCUGUCUGAUCUAUGAAAUGACAGCAGGUAAGCCCCCGUUCAGGUCCAGAGGGGAGCAUCCUGGACAUCCAGAGAUGGAGAGACGGAUCCAGACACAACAGGAGGAGUACGGUGACAAAUUCAGCCCAGAGGCCAAAGAUGUCUGCUCCUUGCUGCUGGCCAAGGACCCAAAACAAAGGCUGGGCUGCCUCAGCUCCGGAGGGACGGAAGUCCGGUCUCAUGUGUUUUUUGAACAGAUCAACUUCCGGAUGCUGGAGGCGGGACUUGUGGAAGCUCCAUUUAAACCUGAUCCCAGACUGGUGUACUGCAGCGACGUACAAGACAUUGAAGAGUUUUCUGCAGUGAAGGGAGUCGUUCUGAACCAGACCGACAACGACUUCUACACCAAAUUCAACACAGGAAGGGUCCCCCUAAGCUGGCAGAACGAGCUCAUAGAGACGGGAUGCUUCGCAGAGCUGAAUGUUUUUGGUCCCGAAGGGUCUCGUACUCCAGAUCUGGACUGGUCCCAGCCUCCUGAACCCUCCAAACGAAGUCUCCUUCAAAGAAUUUUCCGCAGACAUCACACCUCGGAUUCAUUGGAAGAAAACAAACAGGGCCUGAUCUCCAGCGAGGGCUACAUGAAGUCAGGCCUGCUCAGUUCUACACUCUGAAGAUGAUCCCAGACUGAACCCUUGAAGGGAGCAGGAACCCUCCUCCUCCCUUUACCAGAACAACACACUUGUUGGGCUUUGCACUGAUCUCCCUUCCCUGGCGAGCCUGGCCGGUCUUACCCUUUAACCCCCAGAGCUCUCUCUGGAGACUCUGGUGAUACUCCCCUUUACAACUAUUUCCACCGGUGCAGAAGUACCGAGCCAAUCACAACAGGGUGGGUUUUUAUGCCCCGACUCAUCCAGGUGCAUCUAAGAGCCACUAAUCAGAGCAGAACAGUCCACCACCAGCGCUGCUGCUCCCUUGCAGACAGUGUGGAUGAGUCCGGUGCAGGUCUAUAACGGCGUCCAGAGGCAGUUUCUUCUAUGGCACCAGAUCCAGAGACACCAGACCAGUUGCAUGGAAGAGGGGGAGACUCGGGACGGCUGGUCGGGCCGCUCCCUGCAGCCGCGCACUAGUAGCAUUUGUUUCUGCACCAUUUAAAAAUGUAUCAGCAGCUUCUGAAAUAAAACUGUAGUUUUUAAUUAA